Messenger RNA from Pneumocystis jirovecii RU7, 3795 nucleotides. RefSeq lists its product as uncharacterized. The coding region runs from base 1 to 3795 and encodes 1264 amino acids. Lineage: Eukaryota; Fungi; Ascomycota; Pneumocystomycetes; Pneumocystales; Pneumocystaceae. The record is from RefSeq and is a predicted model, not a curated record. The transcript has 15 exons. Gene Ontology annotation, molecular function: protein binding.
AUGGAACCAUUAAAGACAUUUUCUCUUGAUCAUGUAAUUAAAGAUUCUUUUAAUGAAGUAGAAGUUGAAUUAAAGGAAUAUGAUACAGAUAAUUUUGGUUUUUUGUCUUUACAACGUAAUGCCUAUAUACAAUUGGCGGAUGCUUCUGUAAAUGAAAUACCUAAAUAUAAUUCAUCUUUAUUAUCUAUAGGAAAUAAGAAUGGUUAUUAUGUUUCUGGAAUUCCGUUGGGAUUUGUAUUUGGAAGGACUGAAUCUUUAAGAGAAAGCUUAAAAAGUAAAGCUGUUAAAGGAAUAGUAGAACACAGACCAUUGUUAACAAUACAUCUUGAGAAGAAAGUUUUAAAUCUUUCUUUUUCUUCAGAUGAACAAUAUUUAAUUGUGGCCACAGAAGAAAAUAUAAUUAUGUUUUAUAACACACAAAAAUUGCUUCAAAAGAAUAAUUAUCAUCAACCUGAAUUUGUGUUUCAAAUUGAAAAUAUUAAAAAUAUUCUUCCUAACCCAGUAGAUAAUAAUAUAGUUGCAGUAUUAACUUUUUUUGGCAACAUUCAUAUGAUCAAUUUUUCACAAAGGAGUGUUUCAAAACCUUUGGCAAAUAAUAUAACUUCAUGUUCAUGGUCUCAAAAAGGCAAACAAAUAGUAUGUGGGACAUCGGAUGGAAAAUUAAUCCAAUAUACUCCAGAUGGUUCUCUAAAAGCUGUUAUCAACAAGCCCAAGUCACUGAAUGAUGCAUAUUAUGUAAGUUCUAUUUUAUGGCUGGAAAACCAUGUUUUUUUUGUUGUUUAUAAUGACUAUAAUUUAUCAGAGAACUUGAGACAUGAUUAUAUAAUUUUUAUAAUUACAAGAGAGCAAAAUGGAACAAUUGUUUAUGGAAGACUUGUAGAUCCUAGCCCGCCCUUUGGAUUGACUAGUAGAAUUGACCAUCAUUUUAUAAAAUAUUUUAAAAAUUGGGAGCCUAAUUUAAAAGAUUUUAUUAUUAUUGCAGCAACAGCAAGUACUGAUAUUGGUAUAGUUUGUCGUAAUAAAGAUGAUUUAGUAUGGAAAACAUUAAUUAUAUCUAAUGAGACUUAUAGAGCUUCUUUACCAUAUUCUCUUUUGAAUGAUUGUGAUACUUCACCUAUUGGUAUUGCACUUGAUUUUACAUUAUCUGAAAAUAUCCAAAAACCAUUAUUUCCAAAUGAUGAGCCAAAAGAAAGCCAGCCUCUUCCUAUUUUAUAUCUUCUUAAUAAUGAUUAUUUUUUAACAGGAUAUUAUGUUCUUUAUAUUGAUGCAAUAAAAGCAGGCAAAAUAUGUAGUUCUAUGUGUUUAGCUAAAGAAAAUAUUCCUGAUAUAAAUUUUAAUCAAAAUACAGCUGUAGCUACAAAAGAAUGUAGUUUUGGUUUUACGCCAUUACACAUGCCAAACUUACCUACUUUGAAUUCAAAAUCUAUGUCUGAAAAAACUUCUGAUUCACAUACAUUUAGACAAAUGAUUAAUAAUUCAAUCUCAUUUGGAGUUUCUUCUUUUGGGGUUCCAUCUUUUGGAAUCCCUGUUUUUGGAAAUACUUCUUUUGGAUCAUCUGCAAAUACAGGUACUGAGAAUUUAGUAUUUAAAAAAAAAGAAUUUGGUAGUACAUCACAAGGUAUUAAAUCGUCAUUCGCAUCAUUUGCAUCUAUGACUAAAUCGAAUAAUGAUUCUCCUUUUGGAAAUUUAAUUCAAAAUUCAUCUCAAAUGUAUGGAAAUAAGUCAGAAAAUAUUUUUAGUGAGUCAAAGUCCUCAUUUUCAUUUAAUACAUCAAGACCUGAAAAUAAAGACGAUGAUAUUGAAGAUGAUGAGUUACAAAUAGAAAAUGAUAAUGCUUUAGGAGAUAGAAUAGAGUGUAUUUCAGAUAAAGAACCAAAGAUAAUAUCUGAUUCCCCUUUUGGAGGAAUUAUGAAUUUUUUUAAUAUUAAUAACGAAAAAAAAGAUUCUACAAAUAUUCAAUCUCAACAAUUUAAUUCAUCGGAAUCCUCUGUGGAAACUUCUAAUCUUUGUCUUUUUGAAAGAGAAAAUAAUCUUUCUGUAGAUAAUAUGUCUGUGAAGUCUUCUAAUUUGUCAUUUUCGGCAAUGCAAGAUCAGAAGUCUUCUGAUUUUUUUUUGAUUCAAAAAAGUCAAAUAAGAAAUAACCUUGAAAAUUCAAAUAUGAAUAUUCUUUCUUCUGAUAACUCUAAAGUUUCCUGCUUAUCUGGAAUUAACGAUAUUAUUAAAACGGAAAAAGCAUCUACAGAUCUUUUAAAGAAAGAAGAUAACAGCAUUUCAUUUAGUAAUUUAUCUUUUAAUGGGACUGAUGAAUUGUCAGAAAAAUUAAAAAAAAUAAAUAAAAAUACUCAAAUAUCUUUUGAUGAAGUAACUCCGCCGAUUAUUCUAAACAAGUCUCAUAGAAAUAUUUUUGAAGCGAAAAUUUAUGAUAAAACUGAACUUAAUCGAGAUUAUGAAAGUAGGAUAUCUGAUUAUGACUUUGAUUCUUUGAAUAGUGAGAAGAAAAAGGAACUUUCUUCAUUAGAACAUUCUUGUCCAGAGAUUACUCCUCUUUCCAAAGGAAACGUUUUAGGAAAUAAUUUAAAUGUAUCUUUAAAUGAGUCUAUUAUUUGCGAUUCUGUUGAAAAAUCAGUAUUUCAAAAUGUUUUGAAAUUUCAUGAAAAUCUACCUGUAAAUGUUUCUAAAGUAAAGUCUAAUGAUUUACUACCAUACAUAUCACCAGAAAGUGAAAAUAUUGGUUUUGAAGAAAACGGACAUUUGAUAUCACAAAAUUCUAAUAUAUUAUCUAAUAUGCCUUUGAUUUCUUCUCAUAGUUUAAACGUUUUGGAACCUAAAAGUGAUACUGAGGUUCUUAGCAAUUUUUCCAAAAUCGAAACACUAAACACUACUAAUGAAAUUUAUAAUCAUGAAAUCGAAAAGUCCAUAUUAUUUAAAGAGCAGCAUACAAUGAAAUUGAUGCCACUGGUUUCUAUGAGUGAAGUUUCUAAAGCUCAAAGUAAAGAAAAGGGCCUUAUUAAAGAAAUCGAUAUAAUAUAUAUACAAAUGGAAAGUGAAUUGAAUGUUAUUCAAGAGAAUCUUUGGAGAUUAAGUCAAUUCAUAGAAAUUCAAAAAAAUAAUAAUAUACAAGAUCAUAUAGAUCUGUCUGUAAAACAAAUUAAAAAAUGGAAAUUAAGUGAGAUUUCUCAAAUGGAAAAAAAGGCAUGCAUUUUACUAAGUGAUGUUUCAAAUUUUCAAAAAAUAGAAAAUAUGAAUCUUAAUGUUAUAAAAUUUUUAAAAAAAACAUUUAUUAAAUUAGAAGCGAAACAUAUAGAAGUAUCUAGGUUUAUCAGAGCACGUAUUGAUCAUGAAUUUACACAAAUGAUUAAAGUUCGGCAAUUAGGAUUUGAACAUCUUGAAAGUCAAGCAAAACUUCGUAAAAUAUGUCAGAAUGUUGAGGAUUAUUUGUGGAAAGCUGAAGAAGAUUUUGCAUUAUAUAAAGCAAAACUUGCUGGAAGAACUAAUGGUAAUAUAAAAAUGCCUUCACUAGAAUCAAUUAAAAAAGCGUUGGGAAAAAUUGGUUCUCUUAUCCAACAAAGUAUGAAUGAAGUAAAUAAUUUAGAACUUCACUUUAAAGAAUUGAAAACAGAGUCAUUUAUAAAAGCAAAAGAUAUAAAAGUUAGAACUAGUCGUAAAAAUUUAUUUUUUUCAGAAAAUAUAUCAUCAAUUACUACAACAGAUAUAUUACGGAAAGAUAAGUUUUUGACUAUUUUAAAAGAAAUAAUGAAAGAAAGAUGUCCAUUACAUACAACUAUUUGUGACUAA